ACUUACCGUACUCCUUCCUCCCGUUAAAUAAAAGUUUCAACUUUGUAUCGACAGCAAACUUGAUUGACCGUAACUAAGAUUACCUACCUUUACACAUGCGCAUUGACACUUUCUUUUCACCACGCACAGGCAUAAUCUUGUAAUCUUUUUCUUCCAAUCAUAAAAGAUGCAGACGUUUGAUCCCGCAACAGGCGAGCAGCUGCCGUCAGAGGCCAUUCAGCGUGUGCUCUUCAUCGCGCCGGCCGUGCAUGUCUACAACAUUCCGCCUUUGGCCUCAAACAAGGGCUACAUGGCCGCAACCUGGACUGAGGAUCCCAAACGCCACAUUUUCACCGCCAGACUGCGUGCCAUUGAGACGGCCGUUCCCCAGGCGGGCGGCGAGGACAAGGUCAAGACGGACAUUGUGCUGGAGGACUCGUCCACGGGCCAAUUAUUUGCCGCCGCACCGUACACCUCGGCUGCCGUCGUGGAGCCCACGCUGGACAGCUCCAGGUUUUUUGCUGUUAGGGUGCAGGAUCCGGCGGGUAGGAAGGCUAUUCUGGGCGUCGGCUUCGAGGAGAGGAGCGAAUCUUUCGACUUUGGAGUGGCCUUGCAGGAAGCGAGAAAAGCAUUAGGACUGGACCAGGACGCGGCCGGCGGGCCUCACGGAAAGCCCGUCCCUGCCGAGACGAGGCCCGAGAUCAAGCGGGACUGGAGUUUAAAAGAAGGCGAGACCAUCACAGUCAAUCUCAAAGGCUCAAAAUUCGGAUCCAGGCCAAGAGAUGCCGAAACAAAAGACUCUGAAAACGCACCAUUAUCCUCGUUUUCACUGGCGCCACCUCCAUCUGCUCCAUCAUCAUCUUCUUCAAACUCAUUGAGCAGCGGCGGCGGUUUUUCUCUACCGCCGCCGCCUAGUGCUCCUCCUCGGUCACAUGCGAGGUCACCAAGCCAUAGCGAGCAGCAGAAAAGGGCUGCUGCGGAUCUAGGCUUUGACGAUGGGCAGAAUGGUGAAUUUGCCUAAUGCAGCGGCUGUACGGCCUGUAUAGAACCUGUCAAAAAUCUUGCUAGUUUAUUGUUUGUUUUCCUUGAUCUACAUUUAAGCCCAUGCCCGUCGAUGUGCUUCCUACUUUCACCCUUGUACUCGACAUAUGGGUUGUCCUUUUGCCAUCUUCCCUCGUUGUGUCCGGUAUUCUGCACAGCCAGCCACAGUCAGCUGCCUAUGGCCAGAUUGAUCUCAGCGAUGGCAUGCUCAUGCGUUUGUCUUGUGGCCAGGGCGCGUAGCCGAGGCUGAUCUGAUUCAGAGAAAUGCUGCAAUGGCUGACCGAAUUUCGACUGUCUGCGCCUCGGACAACACCAGCAUCCUUCUCUCUGGUCUUGGAAUAGCUGGCCUCUAUGCUUUCCAGACAAGGAACAGUGGACCAGUACAAACCACCAACGCCAGACACGUCGGUAGGCGAGAAGUGGUCAAUCAUUCUGACCUCGGCUGUUGUUUCGUCAAUUUGAGACUUAUUAUCCCAAGAGAAACUGUUGGAGAACAUAACGCCCGGGAUGAAAGGUGGGGAGAGUGGACUCAGCGCCGAAGGGCCGAGAAGCGAAGACUGGGGCAAGAUUGUCUGAAUCGGUGGAAGAACUUGUGUGGCCGGUUCUUGGUGACGCAUCUGCCAUUGAUGGUCCGAAGCUGAUGCCGGGAAGAACAUCAAGCUUGUCUGCGGAGCAAAAUGGCCUUGUACAUGCUCUUGCCCCUGAUUUUUUAUUCCAAAGUCAUUGAGGCGCAGUAGUGCAAGAUGCUCCUGUUUUUCUGCUUCGAGAAUUCUACCCUUCAGCAGGCUGGCCUCCUUUCUUAGCUUUCUGCGCUCAUUGCCAUUUGUGCUACCAUCAACUAUAGUGGUAUUAGAGCAAGGGGAGGCCUCCAUAUCACCGAGUUCGACGGCCACCCUAGCAAGUCGUUCCUCGAUGCGGCGAAAGUUGUCUCUGAGCCGCCUGACUCGCUGACUUUGGCGCUGCAUGCUGUCAAUCAGAUAGACGCGCUCAGUGUCCAUAAUUUGUGGUGCAGAACCAGCCAAGUCCGAGAAAGGUCCCUGAUGGUUGUUAUUGAACCCCAUGUAGGGCAUGCAGCUCGCAAUGAUGCCGGCGUGACCGAAACAUGGGUUUGGUGUAGUGUUGACCUGACGGGACCACGAAGUCUUGUGGUCUCCUAAGGAGGCUGGCAUCUUGAAUUUGGGCUAGUCUGCUGCAAGUAUAGAUAAAUAGGCUUUGUAAAUAUGAGUAGAGCAGAUAUAUAUGUCAAAUGGUAUAUGAUUGAAUACGAGCUGGGAGGACUAGGCUGUAUAGUAAUGUUCAGGCAGUGACGGAUACUACAGCUAUUAAUGUUACAAAAGGCGAUCGAAUUCGUA
This is a messenger RNA of Pyricularia oryzae 70-15, 2372 nucleotides long. Its product is annotated as adaptin ear-binding coat-associated protein 2. Gene Ontology annotation, biological process: endocytosis. The coding region runs from base 167 to 1000 and encodes 277 amino acids. NCBI's taxonomy places the organism in Eukaryota, Fungi, Ascomycota, Sordariomycetes, Magnaporthales, Pyriculariaceae. The transcript has a single exon. Gene Ontology annotation, cellular component: clathrin vesicle coat; membrane. The record is from RefSeq and is a predicted model, not a curated record.